Messenger RNA from Saccostrea cuccullata (small rock oyster), 558 nucleotides. RefSeq lists its product as uncharacterized. The transcript has a single exon. Lineage: Eukaryota; Metazoa; Mollusca; Bivalvia; Ostreida; Ostreidae. The coding region runs from base 1 to 558 and encodes 185 amino acids. The record is from RefSeq and is a predicted model, not a curated record.
AUGACGAAAACUUUUCUGACACCAGCAUGGAAUGUGCUGAGUAUUUAUUCUUCCCAUAUAAGUGAUGACUUAAUUCUUGGAACUUAUAUUAUCGAUGAAAACCACUUUAAAGCAAAGUUGUUGAAAUACAGUAAAAAUAGAGAACUUCUACAAUCUAUACAGUACCACCAAGGAAAAAGUUUAUACUCAUUUCCCUUAUUCAUAUCAGAAAAUACAAAUAGAGAUAUUUGCACAACGGAUAUAGAGAAGUGUGUUGUUACUGUUGUAGAUGGUUCAGGAGUGUUUCGAUUUCGUUAUUACGGUCAUUCCACAGAAAAGGGAUUCUUUCCUACAGGAAUUUGCAAUAAUAUCUAUGGGCAAAUUAUUGUUUGCAAUCGUCACUACGCCAAUCCCAGUGUUCAUCUUCUUAGCAGUAAUGGAGAUAUUGCAUUAAUUAUCUUAACAAAAAAUGCAAAUGGAAUCAAUGAUCCAUAUGGGGUAUAUGCAGACGACGAAGGGAAUCUUUACCUGGGACAACAUGGUAGUAAUACUGUUAUGGUGUAUAGAUACCUUCAGUAA